UCUGGAAGCGUAAUCUUUUCUUUCCGAACACAUUUCUCUCCGGAGAAAUACACCGAUGACACGGCGGGUUUAAUAUCAGGCGGUUCUUCAGGAUUCCCCCAGCUGUCCGAAUCCAAGAUUUGGGUUUCUCCCUCCUCCUUCCCUCCGUCCGCCGGCAGGUGGCAGGCAGCAGGUCGCCAUGGAGAACUCGUCUGUGGCGUCAGCGUCCUCAGAGGCUGGCAGCACGCGCUCGCAGGAGAUUGAGGAGCUGGAGCGCUUCAUCGACAGCUACGUGCUGGAGUACCAGGUGCAAGGCCUGCUGGGAGAUAAGAACGAGGCAGACGUGGACGGAGACAACAAGCCCCAGUCCCACAUCUCACAGUGGACAGAGGACUGCAAUGACAGGAAAGAUGGGAGUUGGUCAUCCUCACGGGGGAGGGGCUCCACCAAACCGGAUGAGUGGGAUCACAGUAGUAAUGGCAGUACAGGGUCCAGGCCCAGCUCUGGUUCAAGGCCUGGUUCAGGUUCUAGGUCCGGCAGCAGAGGGAGGAACAACCAGUUCAGAGGGCCAGCCAAGAACGGGAACAGAGAAGGGUCGUUUGACAUCCUGGGUACUGGUAUCUGGGCUGCUAACACCAUGGACUCUCAUGGGGGGGCGACAUGGGACCUCCAGCCUGAGAAGCUAGACUUCAGCCAGUUCCACAGGAAACCCUUCAGAGGAACACCAAAGCAUCUACCACACAUCGACAGAGAGGGGAUGAUGAAAGGCAAGUUUGAAGAUGAUGAUGAUGAUGAUGAUGAUGGCAUCGACCUGAAUGACAUGGAGAAGUUCCUGCCAGUCCUUACUGGUUUCCUGCCCCUGCCAAAUGAAGCAGAGAUCGCACACACCAAAACGCUCUUCCGACGCAGGAGGAACGACCGACGAGGGUUGCACCACAUCAUCCAGGACCAUCUAGACCUAACCGUGCUGCUGCCACCCGGGGGGAAACGACUGGUCAGUACCAGGAGACAGCAGCAGCAGAGACCUCCGGGAGGAGACAGGAAGACCCAGAAUCCUCAGCAGCAGUCGCCACAACGACAACAACCUCCAUCUCAACAGCAACAGGUCAAUCAGCAACAGAAUGACCAGCAGCAGCCCGGGCCGGGGGCUCAUGGUAGAUACCCUCGUGACCAACAGCAGCAGCAGGGAGGACAGCGUGGAGGUAACCACGGGCAACAGUUCCAGGGCCACGGCGGGCAGCGUCAGGGACCUCCCCACCACGGCUAUAGUCAGAAUCGCCGCUGGCACCACAACCAGAAGGGGCAGGGGGUAGGACAGGGACUGCUGGGGCAAGGGGGCCCGGCAGGUGACAGGGACAGAGGGGGGGCAACCACAACGGGAGACAGGGACCAAGGGGGGGCAACCACAACAGGAGACAGGGACCAAGGGGGGGCACCAACGAGAGACAGGGACCGAGGGGGGGCACCAACGAGAGACAGGGACAGGGGGCACCAACGAGAGACAGGGACAGGGGGCACCAACGGGAGACAGGGACAGGGGGCACCAACGGGAGACAGGGACAGAGGGGGAGCACCAACGGGAGACAGGGACAGGGGGCACCAACGGGAGACAGGGACAGAGGGGGGGCACCAACGGGAGACAGGGACAGGGGGGCACCAACGGGAGACAGGGACAGAGGGGGGGCACCCACAACGGGAGACAGGGACAGGGGGGCACCAACGGGAGACAGGGACAGAGGGGGGCACCCACAACGGGAGACAGGGACAGAGGGGGGGCACCCACAACGGGAGACAGGGACAGAGGGGGGGCACCCACAACGGGAGACAGGGACAGAGGGGGGCACCAACGGGAGACAGGGACAGGGGGGUGGCAACCACAACGGGAGACGGGGACAGAGGGGAAUACCCAAUGGGAGACAGGGACAGGGGGGCACCAACGGGAGACGGGGACAGAGGGGGGGCACCAACGGGAGACGGGGACAGAGGGGGGGCACCAACGGGAGACGGGGACAGGGGGGUGGCAACCACAACGAGAAACGGGGACAGAGGGGGGGCAACCACAACGGGAGACGGGGACAGAGGGGAAUACCCAAUGGGAGACAGGGACAGGGGGGUGGCACCACUCAGAAGCACCAAAGAGACAAAGAAUGUGAAGGCAGAGGAGACCAGCACCAGGCUGGAGACAGAGAGCUCCAGGGGCCCCAGUGAGGGGCUUCCCAGCCAGCCUGGGGGCCAGGAGAAGGACCAGAGCCCGACGGGGAGUGACAAACACAGGGACAGCCAGCUGGACGAGGGCCCUAAAGUCAGCCUGCUGCAGUCAUCCAAGGAGAGGCUGAGGAGGAGGCUAAAAGACAAGGAGGAGGCUGUGGUGUCUCCGGUUGGGCCCCAGCAGAACCGCGUGCACCGCCUGCUGGAGAUCCUGAACAGCAUGAGGAGCAACAGAGCCGGGGUGGACAGCCAGCUCAGCUCCUUCAUGGAGGAGGCCCAGAGCUCGACCCAGUCAGAGGAGACCCUGGCCCAGAUAGUCAGCACCAUCUAUGACAAGGCCCUCAGCGACAGGAGCUUUGCUGCUACUGCUGCAAGGCUCUGUGACAAGAUGGCCCUGUUCAUGGUGGAGGGGACCAAGUUUAGGUCACUACUGCUCAAUAUGUUACAGAAGGACUUUUCUCGUCGGGUGGAGCUGCAGGCGUCUGACGUGGAGCUUUGGUUGGGAUUCAUCACCUUCCUGUGUGAGGUUUUUGGAACCAUGAGGUCCAGCGCUGGAGAACCGUUUAGGGUGUUGGUCUGUCCUAUAUACACCUGUCUCCGAGAGCUGCUGCAGUCUCCCGAGGUCAAGGAGGAUGCAGUCCUCUGUUGUUCUAUGGAGCUGCAGUCCACAGGUCAUCUCCUGGAGGAGCAGCUUCCAGAGAUGAUGACUGAGCUCCUUGCCACAGCCAGGGACAAGAUGCUGUGUCCGGCUGAGUCCCAGCUGACCCGCUCCCUCCUCAUGGAGGUCAUUGAGCUGCGCGCCCAUCACUGGACCCCUCUGGAGGCCCUCACCACACAGUACUACAACAGGACCAUUCAGAAGCUCACCACCGCCUAGCCACCCAGGUCCCAGGCCUGGACCUAGGCUCACACGUCUUCGGGUCUCUCUUGAAAAAAUACAUUUUAUCUCAAUAAGACUACCUGGUUAAAUCAAAUAAAAAGGUCCACUUGUCUGACAUAGGGAGGCCUUAACUGGGUUGAUAGCUAAGAGGCAUGGGACCGUACUGGGCGGCAGUACAGAAUUUAUCUGGGGACGAAAGGGUUUAGGUUACGGUUUGGGGAUGAGACAGAAACGUGAAACCAUGCAUAAACAAGACAAACACUACACACACAACUAAAAGGACUGGCCAUGCUGCCUGUUCCAACGAGACGAGAGGAGGACAAAGAGUGGUUGUGAGGAGAAGGGUGUGUGUGGGGGUACAGGGUCGGGUAACAGCCGUCUCUGGGGAACAGAAGGUCUCCUCGGAGGUUAAAAAGAGAAGGUGGUGUCCAGAGGGACAUUUCAUUCUCAAUCUCCUUUGUGCUUGUUUGCCAACUACCCCCCCCCUAUCUGUUUCCUCUCUCUCCUGCUCCUCUCAGCUCUAGACCCCUUCCACCCCUAUCUGUUUCCUCUCUCCUGCUCCUCUCAGCUCUAGAUCCCUUCCACCCCUAUCUGUUUCCUCUCUCCUGCUCCUCUCAGCUCUAGACCCCUUCCACCCCUAUCUGUUUCCUCUCUCCUGCUCCUCUCAGCUCUAGACCCCAUCCACCCCUAUCUGUUUCCUCUCUCCUGCUCCUCUCAGCUCUAGACCCCUUCCACCCCUAUCUGUUUCCUCUCUCCUGCGCCUCUCAGCUCUAGACCCCUUCCACACCUAUCUGUUUCCUCUCUCUCCUGCUCCUCUCAGCUCUAGUCCCCUUCCACCCCUAUCUGUUUCCUCUGUCUCUCCUCCUCUCAGCUCUAGACCCCUUCCACCCCUAUCUGUUUCCUCUCUCCUGCUCCUCUCAGCUCUAGACCCCUUCCACCCCUAUCUGUUUCCUCUCUCCUGCUCCUCUCAGCUCUAGACCCCUUCCACCCCUAUCUGUUUCCUCUCUCUCCUGCUCCUCUCAGCUCUAGACCCCUUCCACCCCUAUCUGUUUCCUCUGUCUCUCCUCUCAGCUCUAGACCCCUUCCACCCCUAUCUGUUUCCUCUCUCCUGCUCCUCUCAGCUCUAGACCCAUUCCACCCCUAUCUGUUUCCUCUCUCCUGCUCCUCUCAGCUCUAGACCCCUUCCACCCCUAUAUGUUUCCUCUCUCUCCUGCUCCUCUCAGCUCUAGACCCCUUCCACCCCUAUCUGUUUCCUCUGUCUCUCCUCCUCUCAGCUCUAGACCCCUUCCACCCCUAUCUGUUUCCUCUCUCUCUCUCCUCCUCUCAGCUCUAGACCCCUUCCACCCCUAUCUGUUUCCUCUCUCUCUCUCCUCCUCUCAGCUCUAGACCCCUUCCACCCCUAUCUGUUUCCUCUGUCUCUCCUCCUCUCAGCUCUAGACCCCUUCCACCCCUAUCUGUUUCCUCUCUCCUCCUCUCAGCUCUAGACCCCUUCCACCCCUAUCUGUUUCCUCUCUCUCUCCUCCUCCUCUCAGCUCUAGACCCCUUCCACCCCUAUCUGUUUCCUGUCUCUCCUCUCAGCUCUAGACCCCUUCCACCCCUAUCUGUUUCCCCUGUCUCUCCUCCUCUCAGCUCUAGACCCCUUCCACCCCUAUCUGUUUCCUCUGUCUCUCCUCCUCUCAGCUCUAGACCCCUUCCACCCCUAUCUGUUACAUCUCUCCUGCUCCUCUCAGCUCUAGACCCCUUCCACCCCUAUCUGUUUCCUCUGUCUCUCCUCCUCUCAGCUCUAGACCCCUUCCACCCCUAUCUGUUUCCUCUGUCUCUCCUCCUCUCAGCUCUAGACCCCUUCCACCCCUAUCUGUUUCCUCUGUCUCUCCUCUCAGCUCUAGACCCCUUCCACCCCGGGGUCUAUGUGGCUGGCUGGGGGAGCAUGCCUCCCUCUGGUUUGUCCCCUCACCAGGCGACCCUCUCUGCCCAGGCCUCCCUCUCUGCCCCUCCACAGGCCUGCCUGCCUCCCCCCCCACCGGCCUUCCUGCCUACCUCCCCCCAGGGGACCCUCCAACCCCCCAGGCAACAUGGGACAGGCCUGCUUUCGUCCCCUGCCAGAUGCCUAUUGUGUGGCUGAGACACUGGGCCUGGUCUGCUUGCCUGUUUUGACUGGCUGGCUUGCUGGCAGAUGGCUAACGUUACUGGAAGAAGACUCAAGUGGGCUGGCUGCAAGACACACACAGGCCAACCCAUCCUCCAACCCAGGCUAACCCAGCCAGGCCCCUGACAGAGAGGGCACACUGGGUCUGUCGUGGGGGAGACUUGAGGACUUGGGGGGAGAAGCAUCAAGCCACUGCUUUGUUGAGGCUUCUUUGUCAUUGUCCUUUUGGGAGGGGUUUAAUAUCCUCGCUUGUGUUACCUUCUGUGUUAAUAUUAUCAUUAUUAUUUAUUUUGAAUCAGGUUUAAAUAUGUAUGAUUAUGGACUAUUUUAGGGCUGAUCUGUUGCACAGGUUUGAUUUGUUUUAAAUGGUUUUAAGGCGAUUAUUUGCUUUUAAAAUAUUCAAAAAUAACAAAUACAUUUUGACAGUGGUAUUGUGUACAAGCAUUAAAAGAUCCUCUAGCAUUAAUGGUUUGAGGUGUUGGUUGACUAGACUAAGAGGGAAGGUUUGAGGUGUUGGUUGACUAGACUAAGAGGGAAGGUUUGAGGUGUUGGUUGACUAGACUAAGAGGGAAGGUUUGAGGUGUUGGUUGACUAAAUUGAGAGGGAAGGUUUGAGGUGUUGGUUGACUAGACUGAGAGGGAAGGUUUGAGGUGUUGGUUGACUAGACUGAGAGGGAAGGUUUGAGGUGUUGGUUGACUAGACUAAGAGGGAAGGUUUGAGGUGUUGGUUGACUAGACUAAGAGGGAAGGUUUGAGGUGUUGGUUGACUAGACAGAGGGAAGGUUUGAGGUGUUGGUUGACUAGACAGAGGGAAGGUUUGAGGUGUUGGUUGACUAGACAGAGGGAAGGUUUGAGGUGUUGGUUGACUAGACAGAGGGGAGGUUUGAGGUGUUGGUUGACUAGACAGAGGGAAGGUUUGAGGUGUUGGUUGACUAGACUAAGAGGGAAGGUUUGAGGUGUUGGUUGACUUGACUAAGAGGGAAGGUUUGAGGUGUUGGUUGACGAGACUGGGGGAAGGUUUGAGGAGUUGGUUGACUAGACUGAGGGAAGGUUUGAGGAGUUGGUUGACUAGACUGAGGAAAGGUUUGAGGUGUUGGUUGACUAGACGAAGAGGGAAGGUUUGGCUCGAAGGAAGAAUCAUAGACGUGGUUGGUUUGAAGUCAGUCAGAAGAGUGGCCUUGUCAUCUAUAAUAAUACAUUUAUGGAGUUGCGUCCUGUUUUAAAAGUGAAGGCUGGGAGGUAGAGAGUGCUUGUUGAGACGGAGUGGCCGAAUUUGAGGUUAUUAUUUCUUGCAAAAUGAAAUGUAGCUCCUUUAAGAGGAGGAAGAAACAAGCAUGAUAAAAUCCUACUUCAAAUGGUCUCCUGUUCAAGCAGCCAUUUUGCAAGUCUUCAUAUCUGUAUAAUGAUGAAAUAUUUUAAUCUGUGUUGUUUUACAGAUUAUUUUUAUGAUAUAAUGUAGGUUGCUAGUAUGUGAUUCGCAUUAUUCUGGCUUCUGCAAAUGUGUUUACCACGAUAUUGCCGUUUACCAACCCACUCAUCAUUCUAUCGUUUGAUGGGCUGUAUGUAAUCCACUGUACAGUAAUGACCCGUAUUGAAGAAAACAGAACAAGUGCUCAGCGGGAUUGGUACAAACAGUGACGAUGGCUACAUCCUAAUUAGCUAUAGGGUUGAAUAGGGUUGUGUGGAUAGGAAGGUGGCCUUUCUAUGUCUUCUUACUAUGGCUUCAGGUCAUGUUGAAUGAACUGCUCUGUUUGGGACAGUCUGUCAGUCCUACGACUACUAGUGUUACUUGCUCCUGAUUUCCCAUUGAAUUGAAUCUCUCUGGGAAGUUUUGUGUUAUAUUUUGUUUUUUCUGUCUUGCAUCAAGAAUCCAAAUCUUUAAGGUAGUCACACACCCAAGUCACUAGGAGGGUCUUGAAUUGAAACAUAUAUAUAUAUAAUGAGUUGGGAGAUCUAUACAAACCCAUCCGUCUAAGUGUGCGCAUGCCUAUGAGCUGAUUUUAUUUAUUUUAUUUGAGGUUUUUAUUUAAAAUGUUCAUUUUAGUUUUUAUUUUUUCAAUGGGUUUUGAUUUUAAGUGACUGAAUCCAUUGUGAUACUGGUAAGUGUGGUAUUACUGUGAUAUUUUAGAUUGAAAGCUAUGCUGUAGUGCUAUUGGCCGAUUCUGGUUCCAUAUGCAAUGUAGUGACUCAUUGAAACACAACGGGGUCCUUCCUCAUCUGUGACACUGGGCCUCCCGGCGCCCUCCGACACUUGACCUUUAGGUCACGUGACGUACCCGACUAUUGAAUGCAACGCACCUCCAUUUGCAUGUCAUUGACAUUGGAAGGAGGGAGACAGAAUGAGAUGGGAGGUGUUGGCGUGGUUACUCAAGCGAGGCAAGCUAGUCUCCCAGCCAGAGGGUGAUGAUGAACUGUAGAAUUUGUGGUUGGUCGUCAAUUCGUUUUUUUUGUUUUUUUUUAUUAAGCAAUUGAAAAAAAUAAACUAACUGAAAAGAGAAGUGGAAAAAAA
Oncorhynchus masou masou (cherry salmon) is the source of this 7721-nucleotide messenger RNA. It is a transcript of the gene ctif, whose product is annotated as CBP80/20-dependent translation initiation factor. The transcript has 14 exons. Gene Ontology annotation, biological process: regulation of translational initiation. Bases 179 to 3064 code for a protein of 961 amino acids. NCBI's taxonomy places the organism in Eukaryota, Metazoa, Chordata, Actinopteri, Salmoniformes, Salmonidae. Gene Ontology annotation, molecular function: RNA binding; translation activator activity; protein binding. The record is from RefSeq and is a predicted model, not a curated record. Gene Ontology annotation, cellular component: cytosol.